CGGGGACCUCCGACUCUGGGAGGAGCGGCCGCUGCACAGCCAGACUGUGAACCCGAGAAAGAGGGGAAACAAAGAGCGAGCACCCCGGGGAGAGGACCGCUGGUGACGGGCAGCCGAUGUAUUCUGUCCUUCUUGUGGAGGAAGAAUGCACGGUUCUAUGAACUCCAGAUGCAGGGAUGAGAGUACUUGACUCUGUGAACCGUCAGAAGCAGAACUAUGAACGGGGACCUUACCUCACGGUAAAAUGGGGGAAGACGCAUGGAGAAUUGUGAGCGUCUUGUAUCUGUGUGGUGACAGUUACUGGAACCAUUGAAUUCCCCCUGCAUUCCACCGGCCUCUCGUGUUUGGGAUAUGUCACUACUGGAAUUCGGCUCUAGUUUUUGCCCCGAGGUUUAUUCUGCUGAAGUAACACGGUUCGGCGUGAGAGCUGGAAGUCCCGACCAAUAGCUAGAAUGGCUCAGACGAGUUUGCUGCAGGGGAAGCCUUUCUACUGCAGGGAAUGGAUCUUCCACAAGCUCCAGCACUGUCUGCAGGAGAAGACAAGCUGCACGUCCAGCACAGCCAACAAACUGUCAUUGGCAAACUCUGGCAGCAACGGAGGCAGCACUGGCAAGGGCACGUCCUGGGGAUUACUCUUUGUUGGCGGCCCUGGCAGUGGGAAAACAGCUCUUUGUACAGAAUUGCUGUGGCCGAGUUCACCUGCCGGUUUACAAAGGGGCUUGCACCGCCAGGUUUUGGCCUUCCACUUUUGCAAGGCGCAAGACUCUGAUACUCUUUGUGUGGGCAACUUCAUAAGGGCGCUGGUUGAACAGAUCUGUCAAGGAGGGCUUGUGCCGGGAUUUGAGGAUAAAUUGAAUGACCCUUCAGUGCAGAAACUUCUACAGCCUGGAGAAUGUGAACGAAACCCAUCCGAAGCCUUCAAGAGGUGUGUUCUUCUCCCUCUUCUGGCCUUGGAUGCUCCUCCUCAAAGUCUUCUGCUGGUGGUCGAUUCAGUUGAUGAAGGAUGCAAUAUUACAGAAGGCGAACACCGACCAUCUGGUUUAUCGGGAACCAUAGCUGAUCUUUUAGCAACACAUCAUGAGUUCUUUCCACCAUGGCUACUUCUUAUAUGUUCAGCCCGCAAACAGAGCAGAACAGUCACUAAAAUGUUUACAGGUUUUCGAAAGAUAAGUCUGGAUGAUCUCCGAAAAGCCUACAUUGUUAAAGAUGUACAGCAAUACAUUCUGCAUCGUUUAGACAAAGAAGAAGCUUUAAGGCAACAUCUAACAAAGGAAACUGCAGAAAUGUUAAAUCAACUACACAUAAAAAGCAGCGGGUGCUUUCUUUACCUGGAACGUGUUUUAGAUGGCGUUGUAGAGAAUUUUAUAAUGCUUCGUGAAAUUCGCGACAUCCCUGGAACUUUAAAUGGUUUGUACCUCUGGCUAUGUCAGCGGCUAUUUGUAAGAAAACAGUUUGCAAAGGUCCAACCUAUAUUAAAUGUGAUUCUGGCUGCCUGCAGGCCACUGACCACCACUGAACUUUUCCAUGCCGUUUGGACCAAAAAUAUGUCAUUGACCAUGGAAGACUUUCAACGGAAAUUGGAUGUUCUAUCUAAAGUACUGGUUGAUGGGUUAGGGAACACAAAAAUCCUCUUCCAUUACAGUUUUGAAGAGUGGUUGCUCGAUGUAAAGCACUGCACACAGAAAUACUUAUGUAAUGCAGCUGAGGGGCAUCGAAUGCUUGCAAUGAGCUACACGUGUCGAGCAAAAGAAUUAACACCAGUAGAGGUCCAAGAGUUUGGGUUACAUCUCAUACAUUCAACCUUGCAGUUAACAAACUCAGAAUUGGCAUUGUGGAUGAUCUGGAAUGGAACUUGUGUUAAAGACUCUUUGUGUACUGUAAUACCAAAGGAGCAAGAGGUGCUACAGUUGUUGGUCAAGGCAGGAGCACAUGUUGACAGCGAAGAUGACCGAACUUGCUGCAUUGUAAGACAGGCCUUGGAAAGAGAAGAUUCUAUCCGCACUCUUCUAGAUAAUGGAGCAUCUGUUAAUCAGUGUGACUCAAAUGGGAGAACUUUGUUGGCCAAUGCUGCUUAUAGCGGGAAUCUUGAUGUGGUCAAUUUACUUGUUUCAAGAGGGUCUGAUCUAGAAAUAGAAGAUGCCAGUGGACAAACAGCACUUACUUUAGCUGCUCGCCAAGGACAUGUAAAGGUUGUCAAUUGUUUAAUUGGGUGUGGAGCAGAUAUAAACCAUUGUGAUCAUGAUGGAUGGACAGCUCUAAGAUCUGCUGCAUGGGGUGGUCACACUGAAGUUGUUUCUGCACUUUUAUAUGCUGGAGCAAAAGUUGAUUGUGCAGAUGCAGAUAGUCGAACAGCUUUAAGAGCAGCAUCCUGGGGGGGACACGAAGAUAUUGUACUAAAUUUGCUGCAGCAUGGAGCGGAGGUUAAUAAAGCGGACAAUGAGGGUAGGACUGCUUUGAUUGCUGCAGCAUACAUGGGUCACAGAGAAAUUGUAGAGCAUCUUUUAAAUCACGGUGCAGAAGUUGAUCAUGAAGAUGUGGAUGGACGAACUGCUUUAUCUGUAGCUGCACUAUGUGUUCCUGCAAGCAAGGGUCAUGCAUCAGUGGUGAGCCUCCUGAUUGAACGGGGAGCAGAAGUGGAUCAUUGUGAUAAAGAUCUAAUGACUCCAUUACUUGUGGCUGCAUAUGAAGGACACGUAGAUGUUGUUGAUUUACUCUUAGAAGGUGGUGCAGAUGUUGAUCAUACUGACAAAAAUGGUCGUACCCCCCUUCUUGCAGCAGCCUCAAUGGGGCAUGCAUCCGUAGUUAACACUCUGCUUUUUUGGGGUGCUGCAGUAGAUAGUAUUGAUAGUGAAGGUAGAACUGUUCUUAGCAUAUCCUCUGCUCAAGGAAAUGUUGAAGUUGUGCGGACACUUCUGGAUAGAGGCCUAGAUGAAAAUCAUAGAGAUGGAGGUGGAUGGACUCCCCUGCAUAUGGCUGCCUUUGAGGGACAUAGAUUGAUAUGUGAAGCAUUGAUUGAACAAGGUGCUCGAACAAGUGAAAUUGAUAACGAUGGUCGAAUUCCUUUAAUACUGGCUGCGCAGGAAGGACAUUAUGACUGUGUGCAAAUAAUUUUGGAAAGUAAAUCUCCAGUUGAUCAAAAGGGAUAUGAUGGACAAAAUGCUUUGCGUGUUUCCUCACUAGAAGGACAUAGAGACAUAGUGGAGUUACUUAUUAGUCAUGGUGCAGACAUAAAUGCCAAAGAUGCUGAUGGAAGACCAACACUUUAUAUAUUAUCACUGGAAAAUCAGUUAACAAUGGCUGAAUAUUUUUUAGAGAAUGGUGCACAUGUAGAAGCUAGUGAUACUGAAGGAAGGACAGCCUUACACGUUUCCUGCUGGCAGGGACAUUUAGAGAUGGUCCAGUCCCUCAUUUCCUACAGAGCAGAUGUCAAUGGUUCAGACAAUGAAAAACGUUCUGCCUUACAAUCUGCUGCUUGGCAAGGUCAUGUCAAAGUUGUUCAGCUUUUAAUUGAGAACGGUGCCCUUGUUGACCAUGCAUGCAACCAAGGAGCUACUGCUCUUUGCAUUGCAGCCCAGGAAGGGCAUACUGAUGUUGUACAAGUUUUGUUAGAACAUGGUGCUGACCCUAACCACGCAGACCAAUUUGGAAGAACUGCCAUGCGUGUUGCAGCUAAAAAUGGACAUUCACAAAUAAUUAAACUGCUGGAAAAAUAUGGGGCUUCAACUUUAAAUGGAUGCAACCCUUCUCCUGUUCACACGAUGGAGCAAAAGGCCUUAAAUCCUUCAUCUACAAAAGUGCAGUCUUUAACAAUUAAAUCAAAUAGCUCAUCCAGCACUGGAGGUGGUGAUGUUCAUCCUACAAUGCGUGGCUUAUGCAAUGGUCCAUCUCAUGCUUUUAGUUCCCCUUCAGAAUCUCCAGAUUCUACUGUGGACAGACACAAGUCAUCACUAUCGAAUAAUUCUCUAAAAAGUUCUAAAAACUCUUCUCUUCGUACAACCUCUUCUACAGCAACUGCUCAAACUGUGCCUAUUGAUAGUUUUCAUUGCCUUUCCUUUACUGAACAGAUUCAACAACAUUCACUUCCACGAAGUAGAAGUAGACAGUCUAUAGUAUCGCCUUCUUCAACAACUCACUCUUUAGGACAGAAUAAUUCUCCCACAAGCGAAUUUGAAUGGAGCCAAAUCAAGCCUAGUUUAAAGUCAACAAAAACAAGUAAAGGAGGCAAGGCAGAGAUCUCAAAUAAAUCUAGUUCUGUAUCAAAGAAAACCAAGCAAAGCAGCUGUUCCCAGUCUAAGGUAUUAGAAUAUGAAAUGACUCAGUUUGACAAAAGAGUGCAUGUUCCAAGUUCUGUAACUGGUAUGAAUGUGCCACUAAAGCAAAUCCCUGAAGAUGCAUCGAAAAUUCAGAUUACCUCGAUGCAGCAGGAGGUCGGCCGUUCUCAACAGCAAUUCCUUAUUCAGCAGCAAAGUGCCGAACAGAAGAGAAGAAAUGGAAUCCUGACCAACCCCAAUUAUCACCUUCAAGGAAACCAGGUUUUCCUAGGUAGAGUUUCUGUACCACGUUCAGUACAAGGUCGAGGACAUCAAGAAGUUUUGGAUGGCUACCCUUCAACAGAAACUGAGUUAGGCCUUAAACAGUCACUGAAGCUUCAGAUUGAUGCAUCAGACCCUAGCUUUAAUUACAAAAAGGAAACACCACUAUGAAUGGUUGAAAAAGCACAAGACGAUACUAUACUAGAGAAUAGAAGACACCGACAAUUGCAAAGCUAUCACUUUUCUUUUUGUUUGUUUCUGCGAAAUCUGAAGUGAAUUGAACUUGAAAAUUGCUUUAAUGUGCCUACCUGUAGGCCACUUAACAGGAAAUAAAAUGUGCUUAAAGAUGUUUUGUGCACAAAAAUGCACUUUGUAACUGCACCUAGAACCCUUUUCCCUAUUAAAACAACUGCAGCGAUCAGCUUUUCAGAUGGAAGUGAAAUGUGAUAAAUAUGCAUGUCCUGCCAUGAGCUGAAUGACUUCCCCCCCCAUUCGUCUUGUUUCUCCUGUUUAGUAAGAAGACAUGCAGCCAAAAGAAGUCCAGUCCUGACAGCAUCUGAAAAUAUUACCUGUGCAAAGCAGGCAAGAGUUGUAAAUGGAAAAUGAAGCCUAUUUUUUCUGCAGUAUUUACCGACAGUAUGUAAUUAACAACCCGCGUCUUGCCUAGACAUGCCCUGCACAGUCAGAGCCGAGCAGUGCCCACCACCCCCCUUUUGCAGUGGAGUUGAAUGUAUUAAGCUCAACUUUCCUUCAAACCAUAUUUAUCCACCACUGACAAUUUCAGUGUUAUGUAUUUUUCUGGUGUUGAAUAAUGUUCUCGACGCUUAUUUAAAGAAACUUUGUGACCGGUUAUGUUGUCUGUGUCCCGUUAGAGGAAGGAGUACAUAUUUACCUGUUGGGCAGAUACCCGUGUAUGAGCUAAACUUGACUAUAGUUCCCUACAUAGUAACGUUGACGCGUAUUUAUUUUCCAUGCGCCGCUCAAGGGUAAGAAUAUCAUAGUGAUGACUCUGCUGAGGAAUUGCAACAUGUUAUCAAAGUUUGGAUUUUCUUGUCCCUGUGGGACAUAUACUUAAUACUUUAAAACAAGUUCUUAAAUCGUAGCAUUAAAAAUGCUAAUGGCUAAUUACAUCUUACCAGGGGAGUACAGUGGCUUUUCCUGCGCUUCCGAGUCACCUAAAAGUUACCAGUCUAUACUGAUUUUGCCUUUUGUUCACUAUUUAUUAUUUUGAAUUAAUAAAUGUCCAUGUGACAGGUUUCCCUUUAUCAGCAGAUUAUCAGCCUGUGGUUCUAGGUUUUAUAUUUUUAUUUUUGUAGCUUUUUUUUUUUUUUGAAUCGUGCACAGUUUGCCGUAUAUUAGCGACGACCAUUUUGUGCACCGAACCAAUGAUAAUGGCAGUUAAAGGAGUAUUCCGGUAGGUAAAAGUUAUCCCCUAUUCAUAGGAGAGGAAAAUAACUAUCUGAUCGGUGGGAGUCCUGCUGCAGGGGCCACUUGCAAGGCCCACUUUUACUCCCCUGAAAUGACCAGAGCGUCCGGUCGCACAUUCCCACGGCCGCUCCAUUAAUUUCUAUGGGAGUUCCGGAGAAAGCCAAGUGCUCUACCCAGUUAUCUCUGGAACUCCCUUAGAAAUGAAUGCAGUGGCCGCGCACAUGUGCGACCAGCAGUUUCGGUCAUUUCAGGGGGCCUGCAGGGGGUACGUGAUUGAUGGGGGUCCCAACAGUAGGACCCCCCACCGAUGUGAUAGUUAUUCCCUAUCCUGUGGAUAGGGGCUAACUUUUACCUACCGGAAUACCCCUUUUGAGGAUAACACUGAUAUAUUGAGGAUCCAUUUUAUGUAGUUCACGACUUUGCUGCCCCAGUUUUGUGUAGUCAGCCUGCUGUUUUGUUAGAGGCAGAAGAAAGAAAGAAAAAAAAAAGCAUUGUGCCACAUAGCAUAAUCAACCAGCACCAUUGGUCCCCGGGGAAACCUAGAGCAAUCGCCCACCUUGUGAAGUUGUGCGAAAAUGGGCACAACAACACUGUAGUGUGCAUGUAAAGGAGCAUCAGUUGGCUGCAGCUCAGCACGGUCCAGAUGCUCCUAGGGUCACUGCUGGUAGUGUGUGUGUGUGUGUGUAUAUAUAUAUAUAUAAGUGUAGCGCUGCCAGACGGUGCAGAAAGGACUAUUGUUUUGGACCUGAUGACGAUAUGGUGCCCACAUUGAACUGUGCUGCCAAUUGUAUUGUACAAAAAAAACUACAAGUCCUUUCUUCACCAGCUCGUAGCCCUGCGCUUUUUAUUAUUUCUUUUUCUAUCUGUAGUCUUACUAGGACUGCCUUUAAUAAGUAUUUAAUUUUCAGCCAAAAUUUUGAUAUACCAUAAUUGGGAGGGAUAAGUAAUUUUUUAUUUACAUUUUUUCCCCCUUUGGUCAUUAUUACCACUUAAGAACUUGUAUUAAUUGCUAAAACCACUAGAGUUUUUUUGUAAUCCUUUAAAGGGAAUGUCCAGUUUCCUGUAUUGAUGACUUAGGAGCACUGCAUUCUUUCCCCCUAAUGGGAAGGAUCAGUUAUAGUUCAAGUAAAUGAGAUGAAGGAGCUGUAAUUACACUUGCUCGCCACUGCAGUGUUGACGGUGAGCUGAUAAACAGUGAACAGAACGCUGCAUUCGCAUGAUCGCUGCGUUCUCUUUAAACAGCUGAUUGGCGGGGGAGUCAGGAGUUGGAUGCCAGCUGAUCUGAUAUUGAUGACCUAUCCUGAGGAUCAAUAAAGGAAACCAGACAACCCCUUUAAAGAUGCUUAUAUCAGCUGGAAAAACUGACUCAACUGCUCUGAAACAUUUCCAUUUAAUCCUUUGUUUCUUAUCAGCCAAUGUGCGUUAUUAGUGGUUUUGCUUUAUGAACUCAGCAGUAUUUCAUUUGUCUGUAUUAUGUUACUUUACAAAUCAUUUACUCUGCUAUGCAAAUGUAUUUUGCACCAUCCUUUAUUGGAAAAAGAAACCAUUCAUUUUACUUUUCUUUUUAUUAAUGUAAAUAUCCAAUGUAAAUUGAAUUAAACAUUGUAAAUUUCUUUUUAUUUUAUUCCUUGUAUGAUAUUCAGCAAAAGACUCCUAUGUAUAUGAAAGUGCAUAAUAAAUAUAUUUGCUUUUC
Molecule: messenger RNA, 7653 nt
Organism: Bufo gargarizans (Asiatic toad)
Lineage: Eukaryota; Metazoa; Chordata; Amphibia; Anura; Bufonidae
Gene: ANKRD50
Product: ankyrin repeat domain 50
Exons: 5
Coding region: 453-4703 (1416 amino acids)
Molecular function (GO): protein binding
Source: RefSeq, a predicted model, not a curated record